Molecule: messenger RNA, 3944 nt
Organism: Solenopsis invicta (red fire ant)
Lineage: Eukaryota; Metazoa; Arthropoda; Insecta; Hymenoptera; Formicidae
Gene: nes
Product: lysophospholipid acyltransferase 5
Exons: 8
Coding region: 291-1724 (477 amino acids)
Biological process (GO): phosphatidylcholine biosynthetic process; lipid modification
Cellular component (GO): membrane
Molecular function (GO): lysophospholipid acyltransferase activity; 1-acylglycerophosphocholine O-acyltransferase activity
Source: RefSeq, a predicted model, not a curated record
ACGAGUCCGCGCGAGCUGGAGCUCGAUAGUGACGGUUAGUAGUAGCGCGUCAUAGCGCGUUGCUGACACUGCUGACAGUACUGACAGUUACCAGUUGGCGGUUCGCCGCUGCUGAUAAGAGGUGCUACACACGCACGUACGGCGAGACACGCGCGCGUAACGACGCGGCCAUGCUGUAACGUGCUAUAACGUGCAUCGCGUGUGUACACACUCGACGCGGAGGCCGCGUGUCUGCACGAAUUGUCGUCCUCGCUGUCCUCCUGUUCCUUUUGUCGUCAUCGUCGUCGAUCAUGGACAACGUGGCGCGCAGCCAGGGCGGGCUGGCGAGACUGUCGACGUUGCUGGGAGCCCCGGAGGCCGCGCUGCGCCUUCUCGUCUCUAUUUUACUGGGAUUUCCCGUUGCUCUUCUUCAUAGGUACACGCUCUACGGCAAAGAUCCUAUACGUCAGCACUUAUUUUUCAUAGCGUGCGGCCUCUCAAUUGGUUACUGGAAUUACGAUUGUAAAAUACUUCAUUCAUCGACGGCGGUAUGCGCUACGUAUCUGAUCCUCACGGUACUUGGCAGCACCGGACUGUCCGUCAUAGUAACGUUCCUCUUCAACAUGACGUAUUUACUUUACGGCUAUUACACCACCAGUACCCAAGAUUACGAUAUAAAAUGGACAAUGCCGCAGUGCGUGCUGACCCUUAGGUUAAUAGGACUUGCAUUUAAUUUAUGGGACGGUCGAAAACGUGACGAGGAACUUUCCGAUAGUCAGAAACAGGUGGCCUUGAAGGAACGACCAUCACUAUUGGAAAUAGCGGCGUACGCGUACUUUCCAGGCGCCUUCCUAAUCGGGCCGCAGUUCAGUAUGCGACGAUACUUGGACUAUGUCAAUGGUCAAUUCUCUGAUCGCGAUCCGCAAACUGGUGCCAUCAUACUGCCAGAUUGCGUGUCAGCGGGAUUGCUUCGAGCAUUUGUCGGAUUUAUAUAUGUAGCGAUAUUUCAAAUCGGCACACUUUACGUUUCUGAUCAGUUCCUCUUGGAGCCGUCAUUCCAGAAAUUAAAUUUUAUUAAGAAAUGCUUGCUGAUCGGUUUGUGGGGCCGCAUCAAUCUCUACAAGUACGUCAGCGUUUGGCUAAUCACAGAAGGGGUGUGCAUCACCUUUGGUCUCACAUAUAAUGGAAAAGACUCGCAAGGUCGUAUUAAAUGGGAUGGUUGUGCUAAUGUUAAAUUGCGAAGGUUUGAAACUGCUACGCAGUUCAAUCACUACAUUCUCUCGUUCAACAUAAACACAAAUCACUGGUGUGCUGAAUACAUUUACAAGAGGUUAAAAUUCCUCGGCUCAAAAAUGUACAGUCAAGUAAUGACGCUACUCUUCCUUUCCCUUUGGCACGGUUUCCACUCCGGAUACUAUCACUGUUUCUUCAUGGAAUUUAUCGUGAUGUACUUUGAGCGAGACAUCGGACCAGUAUUAAAGAACAGCGAGAUAGUACAAACGUUGCUGAAAACGCGAUGGGAAGCACGCAUACUCGCUUGGGUCUUUCUGAAACUUUACACCUUUGUUUUUAUGGGCUAUCCCAUACUGUCGUUCGUACUUCUCUCGUUUUCGCGAUAUAAUCAAGUUUACGCUAGUAUAUAUUAUUGCGGACACGUGUUCUUCCUCUCUUACCCGCUGCUUGCGCCGUACAUUAAACGGUUGCUUGGUCAAAGACACGAACGUCAGCGAUCACACCAAGAAUAAGACGGUACGAUCUCUCUUUCCUUUUUCCUUGAUAUUGUUGAAGCAUCGCCCCUUGUACUUGUUUUCCUUCAUUACGUUCGUUGCGAAUCAAUAUUGGAGAAGACGUACAGAUGUGGUGUAAUAGACACUGGUAUACAGUUACACUUACUUACAAUCACUAGUCUUCAGAAGAAAUGUGAUAGCGCAUAUCCACGGAAGAUACGGGGAAUAAGGCACAUUACCGUCACUAUCACAUUUCGUAACAGUUACGAAUUCUUUAAAAUGUAAUGCAAAAUUUCUAUCGCUUAAUAUAAUGCUCGACGAUCAGGUUUCACAAUUAAAAAAUUUAUCAUAAAAACGAAAUGACGAUAGUGGGGGCAUAUAUAUGUGUAUAUGUGUGUAUGUAUGUAUAUGUGUGUGUGUAUGUGCGUACGUGCGUGCGUGCGUGCGUGCGUGCGUGCGUGCGUGCGUGCGUGCUUGCGUGCUUGCGUGCAUGCGUGCGUGCGUGCCUGCGUGCCUGCGGAUAUUAUUUCUAAGAACAUUUCAAUCUAUGAAUCGACGCACCGUUUAGAAAAAAUUCCGCUGGUCGGGAAUUUUGUGUGCCUGUAUAUUUAAAAGUUUCUAUGAUCAAACUUUACGACACAAAAAUUCAAGAAAUUUCAGCAACAGUUCUAGACACUUCAGUAUUUUUCUACAACAUUAUACGUUCUUGCGUCUUCAAUAGUAUUUUUGUACCUGUAGCGUGUUUAAUUGGUUAAGGUUUCAUUUACAUGUAUUCCAAUUGUAAUAAAAUCUGUUAAAAUGCGUCACUCCCUUUUAUGAUCAACCUAGAAUAGGUAUAGUAAUAAGUCACAAGAAAUUGAUUAAUCACAAUCGAAUGUGAGAAGAAUAAUCAAUCAUGAUUAAGUUUAUAAAUCAACGGACUUUCAAAAUUUAAAAAUACAACAUUCGAGCAAGAUUAAUAAGGAUCUAGUGCAGUUAUUAAUGUACAGUUCUAAUUAUGAACUCAUUCCUUAUUUAUUAAACAUAAGAUUAAUAAAAGAACAGAGUAUUUCAUCUCUGAGAUUACUUUGUAUUUGUAAGAUGUCACUUCGGAUGCGGUAACCCGCUAGUGGUUUAACCGUCUUUAGACUGAGGAGUAAACAUCUACAUGCAUUUCAGGAAUAUUGUUAAAUCCGUUUAGGGCCGUGAACGUGUGCGGACGUGUCUGUCCGUUACUGGAAAUAUUUUUAAAACCGUCGAUUGCGUGACGAUUGGUAAUUAUCUGAGUUUUAGUUACACUUUUGUUAAGAUUUUGUAUUACACACCUAGCCUCUAGAGUAUGGUCGUAUUGUCUUCGUGAUUCGAUUGAAAGAAGAGUACCAAAUUGACUGAACUGAACUGAACGGGAAUAUACUGAGGAUGAGCUAAAAUGAUCGUAGUUAAUUAGUUAUUUUAUUUUUAAUAAACGUGAAAAGAGUUUGUAAUUGUAACUGUACAUUAAUAACUGCACUAGACUCUUAUUAAUAUUAUACGUAUAAUUUUAUAAAGGCUUGGAACAAUUCACAUGUGUUUUUAAAACAUUUUGCUUCUUUCCGUAAAAAAAAAUGAAUGCAUUUAACUAAAGUUAAAUAAAUUUAAUAUAUUAUAUCCGAGACGGCACAAAAAUCUAAAAGAUGUAAGACGUCCAAAAGACAUCUAAGAAAUUCUUUUUAUGAUGUCUUUUAGAUUUUUUUGCUAUUUAGAGAUCUUGAGCAAUAACAUUACCUUUGAAAAAUUACAAUAAAUGCAUUAUGGAUUAAUAAUAUAAUAUAAUGUUAUCAAAAUAUGCUAUAAAAAGGGAUGACUUUUAUAUAACACUUCAAAAAAAUUGAAUUUUUCUGGUUUUUGCCUGUGAUUUGUUGCAACUAUAAUUGUACAAUGAUUAGUCAAUUUCUCAAAGUUUAAAGUUUACUACACCUAUUGUAGAUUGGUCCUUAGUGAUAAGGACUGUUAAGGAUAGAUAAUGAUAGCGUAACUAGUCGAGUAUCACAAUAUUCUCUAAAGACUCGAGGGAAAAAGCAAUUGUGCUUUUCUUAGGUACCGCAAUAAGAACGUCCACUCGCAAAAAAUAAGUUCAGGGAAAUUGCGUUGCGGAGAAUACCUAGAGAAUAAUACCGUGAUUUUGUAAGUGCGAAAAUUAGCUCUAAAAUAACGUCUAUAGUCAGGUACGCGAUAUAUCGUGCACGAUUAAAGUUGAAAUAUACGUAUAUUUUACCGUAG